Molecule: messenger RNA, 3447 nt
Organism: Doryrhamphus excisus (bluestripe pipefish)
Lineage: Eukaryota; Metazoa; Chordata; Actinopteri; Syngnathiformes; Syngnathidae
Gene: mark3a
Product: MAP/microtubule affinity-regulating kinase 3a
Biological process (GO): intracellular signal transduction; microtubule cytoskeleton organization; protein phosphorylation
Cellular component (GO): cytoplasm; plasma membrane
Molecular function (GO): tau-protein kinase activity; ATP binding
Source: RefSeq, a predicted model, not a curated record
UAAUCCAGCCCAGCCGCUGAGUAGCCAUUUUGGUCCCACCUAAAACAGACAGCCUCGCUCCACUUUGGGCCGCCGGAGAUGGAAGAGAACGAGCCGACGGCGAGUAUUUCGACCAUCAAGCCCAUCUGAACCCUCACUAGAUUCACCGACGUGUGACAUUUGAGGCCAUGGCUCGUCGUUGCUAGGCGGACUUGCUGUUGUGGAGAGAGGAAAAGAAGCCCGGGGCGGUUUUUUUGGAAGUAGCGACCGACAGCGCCUGACCGUCGGCGGAGUUAGCUUCACCCGAACGGACGGAGAUUUGGUUCUAGUCGAAGCCAGGUCGUGUGCGGGGUGUGCCCGCUAGGCAAGUAGCCGACAGAGGCUAACUGCUAACUCCUACAGCGAGGGUUGAUUUUUUUUGCUUGGCUCCAGAAGUGUGCUGGGCUUGAACACGGAGGCGAUUCAUGCUGAGACUCUGCAAGUGUCCCCCCUUUCCUCUGUCGGCUUGAACAAGGUGUCACUGGACUUUAGGUUGCUCUCUGGAACGAUCCUCACAACUAAAGAUGUCAACAAAAACUCCUUUGCCCACCGUCAACGAGAAGGCGACAGAAAGUCACACGUCUCACAGCAAUGGCCGACAGGAGGUCAGCUCGCGCUCGUCCCGCUCUGGGGUGCGGUCUCGGAGCUCGGAGGAGCCACAACAGCCGCACGUGGGAAACUACCGCCUCCUCAAAACCAUUGGGAAAGGAAACUUCGCCAAGGUCAAGCUGGCCCGACACAUCCUCACGGGCAGAGAGGUGGCUAUUAAAAUAAUAGACAAGACGCAACUAAACCCAAACAGCCUUCAGAAGCUCUUCAGAGAAGUCAGAAUAAUGAAGAUCUUGAAUCAUCCCAAUAUCGUCAAGCUGUUUGAGGUGAUCGAGACGGAGAGGACGCUAUACCUGGUGAUGGAGUAUGCCAGCGGAGGAGAGGUCUUCGACUACCUGGUAGCACAUGGGAGAAUGAAGGAAAAAGAGGCCAGAGCUAAAUUUAGACAGAUCGUAUCGGCGGUGCAGUACUGCCACCAGAAGCGCAUCGUCCACAGAGACCUCAAGGCUGAAAACCUUCUCCUGGAUGCAGACAUGAACAUAAAGAUUGCAGACUUUGGCUUCAGCAACGAGUUCACUGUCGGCAACAAGCUGGACACCUUCUGUGGCUCACCGCCGUACGCCGCACCUGAGCUCUUCCAGGGCAAAAAGUAUGACGGGCCCGAGGUGGACGUCUGGAGUUUGGGCGUCAUUCUUUACACGCUGGUCAGCGGCUCGCUGCCCUUUGACGGACAGAACCUCAAGGAACUGCGUGAACGGGUGCUGCGAGGGAAGUACCGCAUCCCUUUCUACAUGUCUACGGACUGCGAGAACCUCCUCAAGCGCUUCCUGGUCCUCAACCCAGCCAAGCGCGGUACUCUCGAGGUGAGGGAGGACACCGAAAAUCAAAUCAUGAAGGAUCGAUGGAUCAAUGCAGGAUUUGAAGAAGACGAGCUCAAGCCUUAUGUUGAACCUGAGCUGGACAUCACAGAUCAGAAGAGAAUAGAUGUGAUGGUGGGGAUGGGCUACAACCUGGAUGAGAUCCAGGACUCUCUAGCCAAGAUGAAGUACGACGAGAUCACAGCCACCUACCUGCUGCUGGGCAGGAAGGCGUCGGAGCUGGAGCCCAACGACUCGGCUUCCAGCAGCAACUUGUCCCUGGCCAAGCCCCGACCCAACAGCGAGCUCAAUGGUCAGUCGCCCUCCCACCUCAAAGUCCAGAGGAGCGUCUCGUCCAACCACAAGCAGAGGCGUUACAGUGAACAAGUGGGCCAGAACGCCCCUCCAGGUACGGCCCAUCCAAAGCGCAGUCAGACCACUGCCGCCGACAACAGCGGGAAGGACGAAGGCGGCGUCCAGCUUCGCAAAUCCGCCACUCCGGGGAGCCGUGGCGCUCCGCCUUCCAGCCCGCUGCUAGGCAACGCCAACAACCCCAACAAGGCUGACAUCCCUGACCGCAGGAAAGGUGCCGCCACCAGCCAGAGCAAUAACACUACGUCUGCGGGGAUGACCCGGAGGAACACGUACGUGUGCAGUGACAGGAACAACACGGACCGCCUCUCCGUCAUUCCCAACGGGAAGGAGAACAGCAUGACCGAGAUGGCUCGCGCCGCUAGCCCCUCCCCCUCCCUCGCGGCCGCUGCGCUCGGCGCCUCGUCCGGCUCGGUGCGGCUGAGGUAUCAAACGGCCAGCCCCUUGUACGCUUGCCAGGCAGGCUGGGCCACGCUGCCCCACUCCUACUACGCUUUGGACUACUGCUCGCCCAACGUGGCCGUGUCGCCGGGGGGCCAGAGGAACCCGGUGGCGUCCACCCACAGCAUCUCCAACGCCACCACGCCCGAUCGGCUGCGCUUCCCGCGGGGCACCGCCAGUCGCAGCACCUUCCAUGGCGGCCAGCUGAGGGACCGCCGAACCGCCACGUACAACGGCCCGCCAGCCUCGCCCACCCUUUCGCACGACGCCUCGCCGCUCUCCCAGACGCGCAGCCGUGGCACCAGUAACCUGUUCUCCAAGCUCACCUCCAAGCUGACCCGCAGAGUCUCCACCGAGUUUGAGAGAAACGGGAGACUUGAGGGCUCAAGUCGCCAUGUACCUGGGGAUCAAAAAGGGGAAAACAAAGAUGGUAAGCCCCGCUCCCUCCGAUUCACUUGGAGCAUGAGGACCACCAGCUCCAUGGAGCCCUGCGACAUCAUGAGGGAGAUCCGCAAGGUGCUCGACGCCAACAACUGCGACUACGAGCAGCAGGAGAGCUUCCUGCUCCUCUGCGUGCAUGGCGACGGGCGAGCCGAGAACCUGGUGCAGUGGGAGAUGGAGGUGUGCAAGCUGCCCCGCCUCUCGCUCAACGGCGUGCGCUUCAAGAGGAUAGCCGGCUCAUCCAUCGCUUUCAAAAACAUUGCUUCCAAAGUUGCCAACGAGUUAAAGCUAUGAGGAAAAACCGAGGGGUAAAAAGUAUCCGUAUAUCUAGAAGUAUUUAAGCUGUACAAUCAUCCAAGUAGCAGUUUCCAAAUGGCUCCUUUUUAUAAUAAAAAAAACAAAAUACAGAGUAUGUAUUGAUUACAAUGUAUAGGCUAAGGCUUUUGGCAAUAAUCACUGAAUUACCUACUAAUAAUCUCAGUCUAUUCUGGCCACAAGGGGGCGACAUAGCGAGUUGAUUUGUCAUGCUGUGAACGUGGACAACAACGAAAAGUAUUGCUUGUCUUAUUUAUUUUCUUUUCUUCUGAAAAAAUAAAAACACGUAGCGUUAUAUUUUUUGUUUUUCCUGUAAAUAAUAGUACCUCACGUUCAAGACUCGUUUUUCUUUUUCUUUUUGUAUUUCAGUUUAAAUUGGAAAAAAAUGGCGAGUCGCUGUAAACGCCCACGUGGUUUAAGGGUCACGUGCCUCAAUUAAAAGUGUCAACUUGAA